AGCCUAUGCUACUGGCAGUCCAUGUAUAUAUAGUCAAAGUCAAAGGUAUCAACUGCUGUGUACAAUAACUUAUUGUUAGACUCAAAGCCUGAACUCGACAUGUGAAGCGAAUUGAUUAUUCAUUAUUCAAGAAAUUGUAAACCGAAUUUCUUGUAUUUUCGGGCAGAUAACAAGGUGACAAAGGAUGAACUGCGAAAUUAGUUUCACAGACAUGUGCCGCGCUUGCAUGAAAGUUGAUGGGAAUUUACUUUCGAUGUAUGAUGACGAAAAUGACGCUAUUAGGCAAAAGAAUUUUCCAAACAAAUUAUCGGACCUCACUUCGAUCCAGAUUGAUAGAUUCGACGGAUUACCAACUAUGCUUUGCGCCAAGUGUGCUUAUCGGACUGAUGCGUUUUACGAUUUCAAAUUACAAGUGCAAGCUACUGAAAAGAAAUUGAGAAGGAUGUUUGACAUGCAGAUUCGUUACUCAGAAAAGGACGAAAAUUCUGAAGAGAUCUACUCGGACCUGAAGUAUAAUUUAGAACCUAAACAGGAGUUAAUAAUUAAAGAAGAAAAUGAACAAACUGUUCAACUGUCAGAAAUUCAAUUGACGAAUGAAAAUAUUGUCUUAAAUAAAAUGGAUGUGUCAGAAUUGCGAGGCUUCAUUGUUUCGAAAUUGUCUAAAGAUGAAAUCGAUCAAUGUAAACGUUUGAGAAGCGACAUUACGGAUGAGUUCCCGAAAGUAUUUGAAUAUCAACAAUCGGACUAUACUAUCAUGUACAUACCGGAGAAUAUCUCAUUAGAAAAUGAUGAGAGUUCAUAUUCUUGUGAUACGGAAAUGAAAAUCGAAGAGAAAAAAUUUAAUUUUUCUGGAGUCUCAGGCGAAAUUUUGGAAAAAACAGAAUUUUUAAACGAUCUGAAACUGGAUGAAAUGGAGGUAGAAGAAUUGCCAGGUAACUUUGAUCUUGAGUUAGGUGGAAACUCGAAAAUGAUCAGAAGUAAAAGGAAGGAAGAUGACAUGGAACCAAUGGAAACUAAAAUCAACCUCCAAAGAGCUUUCAAAACUAGGAAAAGGGGUAAAAGAAAUGAAGUUAAGACUACAGAAAGUAGUUCGAGCCUCGAGGAGGCUAAAACACCUGAAAUCACUUGUUUCAAUCAUGAAUAUGCGCCGAAAUCCAAUAGUUCGGAAGAAGAAGUAAAGAAAGAUGAAACUUGUCAAGAUACCGAAGAUUCGGACUCGGACUAUUUCGUGGAUCCCAAAGAUAAUAUCUUAGGCAGCUUAAAUGAUGCAAUAACUCGAAUAAAAGAGAUCAAACUCGGUGACAAUACAUUGAAUUAUCAAUGUACUCUAUGUUUACAGAAUUACGAAAAGCUAACUGAAGUUUUGUUACACACUAUAGACAAUCAUGUGCCUAGUAGCGGUCCAUUCUUUUGCGUCGUCUGCGAGAAAGAUUGCGAGAGUCAUAAGGAGCUCAGGUCUCACGUGAAAAUUCAUACAGGUCGCUUCCCGUAUUCUUGUUUCAUUUGUAAUAAAGCUUAUAGUAUGAAGAGAUACCUGAAGAGGCAUAUGAUGUGCCAUGCAGACUUUCCUAGGCACCGUUGCCCUAAAUGUGGACUCAGAUUCAACGCGAAAACCGAAUUGACUGAGCAUAUCGGGACGCAUGUUCAGGGAGCUCCUUUCGCUUGUAGUCAGUGUCCAAGAUCAUUCAAUCACAAGGGGAAUUAUAAGAGGCAUUUGAUUAGCCACUUGGAUCCACAAGGACUGCAUCUACCAAAGUAUCCUUGUCAGGUUUGUGGAAAACGGUUUCUGAACAAUCGAACUUUAGAAACGCACAUGCGAGUGCAUACAGGUGAGAAGCCGUUCAGGUGCGAAGUCUGCGGCCGAUCAUUCUCGCAGCAAGGAAAUCUAUUAAAUCAUACGAGAAAUCAUUCGAAUCCAAGAAGCUAUACCUGCGAAGUCUGUGGGAAGCGGUUCAACCAAAAAGCAACGUUGAGAGACCACAGUUUGCUCCAUACAGGAGAGAAACCAUACGUUUGCAACGUUUGUGGUAUCGCGUUUACCUUCAGCGCUGCAUUAAGGAGGCAUAUGUGGACUCACACGGGAGGCAAGCCGUUUGGCUGUGAAAUAUGCAAUGCGAGAUUCGUUGGCAAAUACGAUUUACGGAGGCAUAUGAGGAUACACGCCGACAAGCCCAAAGUUAAAAAGAAAAAAUCUGUGUCCAGAGAAGAAGAGAAUGUCGCGACUGAGGACACACAAACUGUUUUAAUAGAGCAAGUGCUGUUGACUGAGGACGUUGUGCAAGUUGUAAAUCAACAAGAAUCUGAGAAGGAAAAUGUGGACGCAUUGUUUAAUCUAAUACAGUAUAGCUAAUUCUCUAUUUGCAUUAACGAGAAAGUGUGAAUUUGUAUAUAUUUCGUUAUAAUAAUUGUAAUUUAAUCAAAUCUCAAUCCGAAUCUGUCCAUAUUUAAAUAUGAAUACAUGGAUAAGUAAAAUAUGUUAUGCCACAUCGAGAUUAGCUGUCAGUACGACUUUAUCAUAGACUUCACUUGUUUAUUAUAAUAAACUGUGGAAUCUUGAAAAUUGA
Molecule: messenger RNA, 2564 nt
Organism: Ceratina calcarata
Lineage: Eukaryota; Metazoa; Arthropoda; Insecta; Hymenoptera; Apidae
Product: zinc finger and SCAN domain-containing protein 12
Exons: 4
Coding region: 185-2350 (721 amino acids)
Biological process (GO): regulation of transcription by RNA polymerase II
Cellular component (GO): nucleus; nucleoplasm
Molecular function (GO): DNA-binding transcription repressor activity, RNA polymerase II-specific; RNA polymerase II cis-regulatory region sequence-specific DNA binding; zinc ion binding
Source: RefSeq, a predicted model, not a curated record